Molecule: messenger RNA, 3560 nt
Organism: Pogoniulus pusillus (Red-fronted tinkerbird)
Lineage: Eukaryota; Metazoa; Chordata; Aves; Piciformes; Lybiidae
Product: coagulation factor VII-like
Exons: 7
Coding region: 1608-3368 (586 amino acids)
Biological process (GO): proteolysis
Cellular component (GO): extracellular region
Molecular function (GO): serine-type endopeptidase activity; calcium ion binding
Source: RefSeq, a predicted model, not a curated record
GUGAAGCAGCUCAGUCUGCUCCUGUGCUGAGAUGGUUAAAUGAACCAACCCUCAGGUACACCAAAAGCAGAUGAGGAUUUGUAAGAAAUUGAACAGGGUGUCAGCAAAGAGGUUACAAACUAACGGACUUGGAAGCUGCAUCUGUGCUUGGAAAGCAAACACUGAAGUUGAUUUGCAUGUUAAAGAAGUAACAGGCUAAGGACUUCCUGUCGGAGCUGAGCUGAAGCUGAAGGCUGCGGUCACACAGCUCUCUGUGUCACCUUCUCUUCCCUCCCUCCUCUUUUUUUAUUUGGGGCUGGAUUUAAGAAUCAGUGAAUGUCAAAGAACAAUUCUUUGAGCAGCAGCAGCAGCCUUCCAGCCAGGGCUUGCACCAAGAAAACAUCCUUCUGCUGCUGGGCAUUGAACCAGAAGGAAAAACCUGGUUGCACUGAAAGGCAGUAAACCAUGGAGCCAAGCAAAGGCAGGAAUGGUGCUGGCAGUGGAUAGCUGUGACUCCCACGGGGCAAGAUGUGCCCUCCUGCAGGUGACUGCUGCAAAUCCUCCUACAUACUCUUGGCUCUGCAUAUUUCAACAGAUGUUUACAGAGCAGCUCACGUCUUUUCCAGAGCAGCUGAUCUUACCUACUGCUUGAUGGAAUGUCAGAAAUCUUCCCUUAAAAACUCCAGAUUUUCCUGCAGAAAUGUGUCACAAAGAAGUGGUUUUUGUUGCUGGAAAGGACUGUUAAGGGCUGGCCUUGUUUUAGUGCACACACACGUGUAAGUGUGUGGACACACAGGACUGUGCUCUGAUUUUGCAUCUCAGACGUGCCUCACAGAAUCCAGAAGGUUGUCUUUCCUCUGUCAAUAUUUGUGGCUGGUUAAUGAUCAACCUCUUGACCUCAUGGCUGUUCCUGGUGUACAUCCAAAUCUCUCUCCUGUCUUCCCCUGGAAAAAAAAGAAAAGAAAAAGUGAGUACAAUUGCACAGCUCUGUGUACAGUGAAUGCAUUCUGGCUCCUGUGGUUGGGGGAAAAUGAGGUAUGUGCUGCUGAUUCCUGCAAUGUUUGGCCUGGGGAGGUGAUGUGAAAAACACAAAGUUCUGUCUUGUAAGUUUUGCUGCCAGAUAGGUGGUGGGUGGGUGGUUUCCUCACUGGGGUUGGUGCCCACACUCUCAUUUGACAAGACCAUCAACAGUGAUACAACAGCUGCUGUUGUUAGAAAGUGCUGGCUGGAACAUGCAGGUCAGCCCUUAACUGGGACCCUGCACCACUUCGAGGAGGCUGUCACUGGAGCUGGCUUCUGCUCAGUGUGGGCCUGAUCCACAUCUCCCAUGUUCACUGGUGCUUUUUUAUUGCUUCUGUGGGCUUUGAUCCCAGCCUGGGUCAGUCUCUGGUGCCUUGUGAACUGUUGGGAUUCCUGUUGCAGUGCGUAGUCAUCUGUGGUGUGGAGAAAGAAUGGGCAUCAGAUCCAAAUAAACUGGGUACAAUCUGCUCUGUUUCUCUCUUCUCUGGUCCCCUUCUACCUCUUUGUCUUUUUUGCAGGCCAACUCACCCAUGUUGUCUUUGUAACGAUAUCCCAGUUUUAUCCCUCUUUUUCCUCUGAAGGAAGUCAGCAGGAAGGCAGUGUUCUGAAUGCUCACUAAAAUGGAGAGCAGUUCCUCACCUGUGGUGCUUCUCCUGUUGCUGUGCUCCAUCAACAGCAGCUGUCCAUUUUCAUCUUCAGUGCUGAUGAGGAAAGAUGAAGCACACGAGGUGCUGAAAGUCCACAAACGUGCUAACUAUUUUCUGGAGGAGAUUCGUCCAGGGAACCUGGAGAGAGAGUGCAAUGAGGAAAAGUGCUCCUUUGAGGAGGCUAAAGAGAUCUUCCACGCACAAGAGAAAACGAUGGAGUUUUGGUUCAUCUACCAAGGUUUAAAUCCAUGUAGUACCAACCCCUGUAUGAAUGGUGGAGUCUGCAAAAUUAGACACUAUAAUUACUUCUGCAUCUGCCCCCCAAGAUUUGGAGGAGCCAACUGUGAAAAAGCACCAUUCCCAUGUGGCCUGAUUAAAGCCAGGCAAGCUCUGGAGGAAGGAUGGCUGGGGCAGAAGCAGCUCCUGAGGGGACUGCCCCAGCCUGGGGAUGAUGUGACCAAGUGGCAUGAGAGCACCAUCAGGCAAACAGAGCCAGAAGAAAGUGCUGUUGGGGAAAACGAGACCUUAAAGCAUGCCUCUGGGCAGAGCAUGCACAUGGAGGGUGAUGCCACACAGACUGAGGUGGCAGGAGAUGCUUCCAGCUGGAAGGAGACACGGGUGGAGUCCGUGACCCAGCAGCUGUCAAGAGAUGAUGCUGCUGAGCCAGAGGUGCAUGUCCCUGAAGAGCACAGUGAAGGACUAGAAGGGACCACUGAGUCUGGCCAGCCUGCUUGGAGUGAGCCAACUCAGGGCCCUGCAUGGCUGAACAAGGCUCCAGCAACUGCUCCCGGGCAGAAGGACAUGGUGGGAAAUGCUGCUGACCAAAACCGAACAGGGGAGAGCGCCGAGCAGAAGGCAGCAGGGACCAGCCAGGCUGCGGCCGAUGGAGGUAACCACGGCAGCGACUGGGGAAACGCUUCGGACACGCCGCAGCCUGCCCAGGCAGACCUCGGCGCUCCUCUAGAGAACAGUGACUCCAGGAUAACAGGAGGAACUCUGUGUCACCGUGGACACUGCCCCUGGCAGGUUUUGAUCCGGAAUAGCAAAGAUGUUGGUUUCUGCGGCGGGAGUUUAAUCAGCAGCCGCUGGGUGGUGACUGCUGCGCACUGCCUGGAUCUGGUCAGACCACAUCACGUCACUGUAGGGGACUUUGACAAGUAUCAAAGAGAAUUCAAAGAGCAGAAGAUUAACGUGGCACAGAGCUGGACACAUCCACACUACGACUCCAAUGACUACAACAGCGACAUCGCCUUGCUGUACUUGAGCAGCAGCGUGAUUGUGAACGAGUACGCCAUCCCCAUCUGCCUGCCGAGCCCCAGCCUGGCCACCCUGCUCUCUGAAGAAGGCAGGGUAGGGAUGGUGAGUGGCUGGGGUGCCACUCACGACAGGGGCUCGACUCUGCGCUUCCUGAUGCAAGUGCGGCUGCCCAUCGUCAGCCUGGAGACCUGCCAGCAGGCCAUGGAGCGCCUGGUCACCGACAACAUGUUCUGUGCCGGCCACACCACUGAGGUAGCAGAUGCCUGCAAAGGGGACAGCGGGGGCCCUUUCACCGUGCCUUACCACAACACCUGGUUUCUCCUGGGCAUUGUCAGCUGGGGCGAGGGCUGUGCAGAAAAAGGGAAGUAUGGUGUGUACACCAGAGUGGCCAACUACAUCCCCUGGAUUAAAGAGGUUGUUGAGAGUGUGGCAGAUUCAGAAAACUUCACCAUUCACUUUUCUUGACACCAGGGACAACCCUGCUCCUACAGUCUAAGGCACUAUGCAGUUCCUGCCCUUAACGGUGUAAAAGUCAAGAUUACCUUCACAGAGAUGCUGAGCCUCUCUACAUUGGUUAAAGAAAUGGUUACAUUGGUCACUGCAGUAGUACUGAGUGCAAGACUUGGGUACAAUAAAUAAGUAUUCUGGAAAUAACAA